This is a messenger RNA of Harpegnathos saltator (Jerdon's jumping ant), 2015 nucleotides long. RefSeq names its product CXXC-type zinc finger protein 1. The transcript is spliced from 7 exons. Lineage: Eukaryota; Metazoa; Arthropoda; Insecta; Hymenoptera; Formicidae. Gene Ontology annotation, cellular component: Set1C/COMPASS complex. The record is from RefSeq and is a predicted model, not a curated record. Gene Ontology annotation, molecular function: zinc ion binding; DNA binding. Bases 163 to 1719 code for a protein of 518 amino acids. Gene Ontology annotation, biological process: positive regulation of DNA-templated transcription.
AUGGCUGUUUUUUAUCUAUUCGUUUCUUGAUACCGUUAUGAACGACUUCAACUUGUUACGUUUACGAGUAAAAUGCAUGUAAAUAGUGUAAAUAUCGUGAAAUCAAUAGACAUGUAAUUUUAUUUGUUCGAAAUCGUUAUAUAAAUUUGUUAAUUCAUCAUCAUGGCUGAUAAGAGACAGCAAAAUUUGUCAAAAGAAGAAAUAGCAAAGCAAUUUAUGCUGCCAGAGAGGAAAAGCAAAAUAGCAACAUUAUUGAAACAGGAUGGCCAAGCAUAUUGUAUUUGUAGAAGCUCUGAUAGUUCUCGCUUUAUGAUAGGAUGCGAUGCUUGUGAAGAAUGGUACCAUGGAGAUUGUAUAAACAUAACUGAAAAGGAUGCCAAGCAUAUUAAACAAUUCUUCUGCAUUCGAUGCAAGGAAGAAGAUCCAACUUUGAUAACACGAUACAAACCACGCAGGACAGAUCAAGAGGACAGGAAACACAAAAAAUACAAAGAGAAGGAAAGAGGACAUCGAUACGAAUAUGAUGCACCUUGGGCCCCAAAUGUAGAGAAGAAAUCUUCAAAACGUUGUGGCGAGUGUACAGGAUGUCAACGUACAGAGAACUGUGGGAAGUGCGAUGCUUGCAGGCACCUGAAGAAAUUUGGGCCCUCGGUGCGAUUGAAGCUUAGAUGCAUUCAAAGAACUUGUCGCGUAAUGGGCGAUCCGCUUAAACCGUCAAAGAGUCUCAACAAAGGUACGAAAUUCAUUAAGAAGCGAAAGCGGGACUCAAGUAACGAGAGGAACGAUUACUUGGAGCCGCCACGUCAAUGCUACGGGUCCAUGUGCACGAAGCAAUCCCGACCCGGCAGCAAAUACUGCUCCGACGACUGUGGCUUGAAGUUGGCGACUAGCAGGAUAUACCAGGUGCUACCGCAACGAUUGCAAGAGUGGUCGCUAACUGCGUGCAUCGCGGAGCAAAACAACCGACGCGCUCUGGAAUCCGUGAGGAAGCAGCAGCAUGAUGUUCGUAGAAUACUCCAGGAAUUGGACAAGCGACACGUCGAGUUAGACCGUAUCAUCGAACGUGCGAAACUUGCAAGCAUUGAUCCGCAUGCCGAAGUGGACGAUAAUGAUGAUACGGAGAUGAGCAUGUACUGUAUCACCUGUGGCCACGAAAUUCACUCAAGGACCGCCAUCAAACACAUGGAGAAAUGUUUCAAUAAAUACGAGUCGCAAGCAUCUUUCGGUUCAAUCUUCAAGACACGCAUCGAGGGUCAGGUGAUGUUCUGCGACUUUUACAAUCCCGGGAACAGGACCUACUGCAAGAGGCUGCGCGUUCUCUGCCCGGAGCAUUGUAAGGACCCGAAGAUCGGUGACAGCGAGGUGUGCGGCUGCCCGUUGGUCACGAACGUGUUCGACGCCACAGGCGAGUUCUGCCGCGCGCCCAAGAAAAGCUGCGUGAGGCACUAUAUGUGGGAGAAGUUGCGACGCGCGGAGAUCGAUAUGGAGAGGGUGAGGCAGUGGCUGAAGAUCGACGAGCUUGUGGAGCAAGAGAGGCAGAUUCGAUCAAACAUGGCAACACGAGCUGGUGUGUUGGCUCUUAUGCUGCAUUCCACGUACAAUCAUGAGCUGAUGGAACAGAUGACGAAGGAGCAGAACAGAGAGCAGUUGGAGGCGAUGGAGAAGGAGCUGCAAAGGAGAUACGUUUUACAUCAAAAAGAGCAAAAUGUGGAACAAUAAAAAUAAAACGCUGGACAGCACAGCCUUUCAAGCGCACGCAGAGUAGCUUCGAUAUACACAGUCGCUCAUGACAGUUCUCUUUAUCUCGUUUACCGUCUCUCUCACUAAUGUAAUAUAGUGAUAUUAAUAAUAAUAUAAUUUUAGUCGAAUAAUUUCGUCGUAGCGUUGAUAAUAAUAAUAUGGUAGUUAUAUCAUACAAUAUAUACUGUAUGUACAAUAUACGGGAAAAAACCGUUACGUAUCGAGUUUAACAAAUUGUACAGCGUUAUGAGACUAACAUCGAGAUCGUCGAAACA